This is a messenger RNA of Arachis duranensis, 2100 nucleotides long. RefSeq names its product soyasapogenol B glucuronide galactosyltransferase. The coding region runs from base 51 to 1550 and encodes 499 amino acids. Lineage: Eukaryota; Viridiplantae; Streptophyta; Magnoliopsida; Fabales; Fabaceae. Gene Ontology annotation, molecular function: UDP-glycosyltransferase activity. The record is from RefSeq and is a predicted model, not a curated record. The transcript has a single exon.
AAGGCAGUGUUUAAAACUAGCCAAGCAAAAAAAAUCUUUAUUCACAAUCUAUGGCUAUGGAAAAGGAAAAUCAUGAGCUGCGGGCAAUUUUUGUUCCUUUCCUCUCAACAAGUCAUAUCAUCCCCCUCGUUGAUAUGGCCAGGCUCUUCGCCAUGCACGACGUCGACGUCACCAUUCUCACCACCUCACACAACGCCACCAUCUUCCAGAAAUCCAUUGACCUUGACUCCGCUCGUGGAAGACCCAUUAGAACUCACUGCUUAAAGUUCCCUGCUUCCAUGGUGGGCCUCCCCGCCGGCGUCGAAGCCUUCAACGUCGACACCCGUAAGGACAUGCUCCCCAAGAUCUUCAUGGGCCUCGCCAUCCUCCAACCGGAGAUGGAGAGCCUCUUCCAGCAACUCAAUGCUGAUUUCAUUGUCACCGACAUGUUCUACCCUUGGAGUGUUGAUGCCGCCGCAAAGCUUGGGAUUCCCAGGAUCAUGUUUCAUGGAGCUAGUUACCUUGCUAGAUCUGCACUGCACUCUGUUCAACACUAUAAACCCUACCUCAAGGUUGAUUCGGACUCUGAAAAGUUUGUGCUACCUGGUUUGCCGCAUGAAUUGGAGAUGACGCGUUUGCAGAUACCAGAAUGGGUUAGAACACCGAAUCUCUACACGGAGUUGAUGAGGACUAUCGCAGAGUCAGAGAAGAGAAGCUAUGGCUCCCUCUUCAACAGCUUCUACGAGCUCGAAAGCGAUUACUAUGUGCAUUACAAGAAGGUGAUGGGCACCAAGAGUUGGGGGUUAGGCCCUGUUUCAUUGUGGGCCAACCAAGAUGCUUCGGAUAAAGCAGCAAGAGGUCAAACAAAAACAGAGUCUCAAGAAGAAGAAGAAGGGUGGCUCAAAUGGCUGAACACGAAGCCAGAGAAUUCAGUUCUGUAUGUGAGUUUUGGGAGCAUGAAUAAGUUCCCUAACUCUCAGCUCGUUGAGAUUGGGCAUGCAUUGGAAGGUUCGAGGAAUAACUUCAUCUGGGUGGUUAGAAAGAACGAAGAAGAAGGAGGUGGUAGUUUUCUUGAAGAGUUUGAGAAGAGAGUGAGGAAAAGCGGGAAAGGGUAUCUGAUAUGGGGUUGGGCACCGCAGCUUCUGAUAUUGGAGAAUGCGGCGAUCGGAGGGUUGGUGACACACUGCGGGUGGAACACGGUGGUGGAGAGCGUGAACGCGGGGCUGCCGAUGGUGACGUGGCCGCUGUUUGCGGAGCAUUUCUUCAAUGAGAAGCUGGUGGUGGAUGUGCUGAGGAUUGGGGUUCCGGUGGGUGCGAAAGAGUGGAGGAACUGGAAUGAGUUUGGGAGCGAAGUUGUGAGUAGGGAAGACAUUGGAAAAGCCAUAGCUUCUUUGAUGGGUGGCAGAGAAGAAGAUUCAGAGAUGAGGAAAAGAGCGAAAAAGCUGAGUGUUGAAGCGAAGAAGGCUAUUAAGGUUGGUGGUUCUUCACACAACAACAUUCUUGAAUUGAUUCAGGAGCUCCACUCUCUCAAACUCUCCAAGGCUCAACCACACAACAACGCUUUUUAUUGACAACAACAAAAAGAAGAAAAAGAAAAAGGAAUAUCUCACUACUCGUUUUCCUCGUUCCACUGUUUUUUCCAACCAUAAAAGUAUAAAGAGAAAACUCAGCUGGGUGAAGUUGAUGGUGAAGUUGAUACCGAGAGCCAUUAGAUAAAAUUUUAAUCAAAUCAGUCAAAUCAUCUAACAAUUUUUACUAUCAACUUCACCUGAGUUUCCACUUUAUAUAAGAUUUUUAUCUUUCACCCCCAUUAAGUGGUAAUGCUAUGGGGUCUUGCCACCUUAUAUAAAAAUAGUAAUAUUAGGAAGAAAACAAAAAAUUAAAAUUUGUUUUAGAUAAAUUAUUAUUGUUUUUGGUUAAUUAUUUUUAAAAAGCAAUUUUCUAGUAGCAUAACGAUGCCUUAAUUAAGAUGCAAUAAACAAAGCCAAUACUGCAAGUGAUGUACUAGACUCAGUAUUAUGAAUGUGUAAACUUAAGAUUUGAAUCAGGAUCCAACUGCAAAUGUUGCAUCGUUUGACCAGUUAUAUGAAAGAGAAAAGACAAAUUGAGUUGGAUGAGAUA